Molecule: messenger RNA, 213 nt
Organism: Sphenostylis stenocarpa
Lineage: Eukaryota; Viridiplantae; Streptophyta; Magnoliopsida; Fabales; Fabaceae
Source: the annotation of a GenBank genome assembly
AUGGUGGCCACAGAGGAGGCCGCAGUGGACGGAGGGGAUAAGUGUAGUGAGGUGGGGCUUGGUUCAGUGAUGGGGUUUGAAAGCCACAGUGGAGGUCAUACAACUGGUGCGCGCAACUAUCUCCCUCCUUUGCGCACAACCAUCUCCCUCCUUCGUGGGAUGGGGCUUGAUUCGGAGUUGUUACCUCAAAUCCGGUUGGACACAUCUCCCUAG